Styela clava is the source of this 1268-nucleotide messenger RNA. Its product is annotated as glutathione S-transferase D7-like. Gene Ontology annotation, molecular function: glutathione transferase activity. The record is from RefSeq and is a predicted model, not a curated record. NCBI's taxonomy places the organism in Eukaryota, Metazoa, Chordata, Ascidiacea, Stolidobranchia, Styelidae. Gene Ontology annotation, biological process: glutathione metabolic process.
GGCCUUGCAGAAAAUGAGUGUAUAUAGGUGAAGUAGCUACAUGUGUUUACGUGAAUCAAUGGUGUCUUUCUGCAUUAGCGUUUCUCUACCUGUUUGGUUGCAAGAAUGGCACGUAUGCAUAAACGUAGAAACGGACUACUUGCGGCAUUCGUUAGAAAGCUAAGACACUCCGACAUGCAGUCUACUCUAUUCUAGUCAGUGCUAUGUGUCACCCACUUACCCUUUCUGCUUAAAGCUUGGCGGAAAUACCGGUACUACAUGUUGGUGAUUAAGCAGUUUUAAAACGCGUCAUAUUAUAUUUUUUCCACUGUUUUGCCAGUAACUGAGCAAACAUGUCUCUAAAAACUGAUAUACACUUCUAUUACAAUGAUAUGAGCCCACCGUCUCGAACAGUAUGGAUGCUGUUGCAUGAGUUGGAUUUGCAGUAUACUGCACAUAGCUUAAAUCUUCGCGAUGGAGAACAGAAAACCGAGGACUUUGCAAAAAUAAAUAUCAGACAGAAAGUCCCAGCUAUAACUGAUGGUGAUUUCUGUCUCGGUGAAAGUCGUGCUAUCGCCGCGUACAUAGUGAGUGAGUACGGUGAUCAACAAAACAAGCGAUAUCUAUACCCCGCUGAGAACAAGGCUAGAACAAAAAUUGAUCAACAUCUUUAUAUCAGUGAAAAUGUUGUUGAAGCUAUGGUGGGAUAUACGAACGUUGGCGGAGUUCUUAUGCGUGGAGAAAAAAUGAAGGAAGAAAAAAUUGGAGAUGUGAAGAAAUAUUUGGCUAUGCUGGAAGGAUUUUUGACUGAGCACGAAUACACUGCAUCUAACAAUAUAACCAUAGCUGAUUUUUUCUACUACAUGUCUAUCUCGUUUCUGUUCAUAAUUGAUUUCAACAAUUUUGAUGAUUAUCCAAAAUUUGUGGCGUGGACAAAAAAGAUGGAGAAAUUACCAUACUACAAUGAAACAUGUGGAGAGCCUAUCAAGCAGUUUCGCGAAAAAUACCAAACUGCGUUAAAAGAAGGGUUGAAGAAAGCAACAAAAGAAUAAAUGAAAUGGAGUGGUUAAUGAUAUUUUGACAGUAGGACAUUUGAAGAAGUGCCAAAAUACAUUGCAACAAUAUAUUGGUACUCAUCAGAGCCUGUGUUGCGCGAAGCUUAUCAUUUAACAUAUCAAUGAUACUACAAAACAGUUAUUCUUUGUAUGAUCUCAUGUUAAUGUUGUUAAUGAAUUUAUAAAAAAAACGCACGAUUUUGUUGUAAGAAUAUUAUAGAUUCAAGGUAAAGA